AUGGUCUCCCCCCAGAGUUCCCAAUCCCGUCCUCCCCGCGCCGAUCAUAUCAUCGACUCCAACUCAACCGCGACCUACUUCUUGGGUGGCGCAAGGAAGGACUGGAUGUCCUCGCAUCCCCCACCGCAAACUCUCCCCACGAGCUCGAUCGCGACCACUGUUCCUGGUUCCGACCAACCCGACGUCGCGCCCGCCUCGCCCGUCACCCCGGGCCAGAAUGUACAACAUCUUGAUGCUCCCGUGGACCCAACGCCUCUGCCUCUGCCUCUGCCUCCCAAACCAAAUUCGCUGGCGAUCGCCCCUCCCUCGCCUAACAGCCCCGAGUCAUAUUCAAGUCCACCAGUCGCCCAGGCCCCAAGUAACCACCCGACAGAGGCGACAGUCUCCACGACUCCUCUACGCGCCCUAAGUACUGAAUGCUCAGCGCCAGCCGACACAACUGAGGCCCUGGCCAUAAAUGCUAGUGGCGCAACUGUUGCAAACGAUCCAGCCAGCACCUUCGCCGACAGCGCAGCAAACCCAUCAGCCAACGGCACCAUUGGAACCAGAAUCAACACCGAGCACAGCUGUCCUUCUCCUGCAAAAACAGGCCGGAAUGUGCCCAAACAACAGAGUGGCCCCCACGAUGCUACUCUUGUCUCAGUUUCAAAUGGACGAACCGAAGAGAUACCUCAACCAUCGCAAGUCCCUGCAGAUGGCAUGAAUCCGCAUUCCCAUACACCAGAGUUAACUGACAUUGGUACCUCUGCACGAGGAGCUAUUCCUCCAGAGGGCCAGAUUAAUUGGAAGCAAUGGAAACAGAAGUGCAAUCGUCUGGAUCAACAGACUCAGGAUGAUACGUUGCGCGUGAACUCGUUCUUGGUAACUCCGCGAAUCACCCUCCUGCGUGACGCUAUCAGUUUCAAUGAUAGCUUCUACCUGGUAUUGCACCAGUUGUACUGCCUGAGAUCUCAUGAUGAAUCCUUUUUCCUAGAACGAUUUCCCAUGUUCCGAACUGAGGAAUAUCGCCGGGGCAUGGACCGGAUGCAAGAUCUGUUGGCGCCUAACCAAAAGCUCCCUCCUGCUAUUUUGCUCCAAUUUGUAAAAUUCCCAGACACGCUGGAUAUCAUGAUGUCACAACCUUGGUAUAAUUACCAAGUGCAAGAAGUAGGCAAGUUUCUCUCGCGCCUUGAUCAGAUUGCCCCCAAUUUCCGGACACACUUUUAUGAGUUUGUCUCCGACCGCGGUUACCCCCCUUUGAUGAGCGAGAUGGCGCUGCUGUUCAAGGUGACACCCUUGGUCAUCCUGAGUGUGAUAUACCUUUCCACCUUUCGACAGCUCUACGCCGAUCGCUACCUGCCUGAGUUGAGUCGAUUACUUCGUCACGAGAUGACUGUAAGCCAACUACAAAGCUCGACCGAACGAAGCAAGAAGAUCCUCAUGAUAAUCGACGCUUACAAAAAAAUUCCCAUCGAAAGGCAACUGCAGGAACAUCCAAUUGCCUCGCCUCCUUCGAUUGCUCUACCUGCUUUCGAUGGAUCUGGACCUGUACAACAGCUCAAGGAGCCCAAGGGGCCGAAUCCCACUACCCCCUCUGAUCAAGCACCUCCAAAUUACCACGGCCCAUUUCAAAAUCAUGGUCCAGGGCAGAUUCAGGCAACGACUCCUAAUUUACAACGAGUAUCUCAGGAGAAUGGGAGAAACCAGCGUGUCGUUCCAUCUCAGUAUGUCUACCCGUCCGAAGCACUUGGUCCAGCUCCACCGCAGGCACCGAUUGCAGGCCGGGGGCUACCUCAAAUGCCGCCAGUCCAGCCCUUGCCGUUCCGACGUCCAUUUCUUCCACCGGAGGCUCAUCGUGCUCCUCAGACUUUUAAUGGGGAUCCAAUGCGCAUUGGGCUGCAUCAGGCUCAUCUACGAGACCCAGUCAAAAAGCUGGGGCAGUUUGGGGUUUCUGGAGCUUGGACCGAGCUAGCAUUGUAUCAGUACUUUGACGGAUUUAAGGUGUCGCCGAAGAUUUUGGAUCCCGAGAAACUUCAGCAUAGUUGGAAAUUUACAAUCAGGAACGAUGAUUUGUUGCGAUUCCCACGCAAGGAGGCAUUGGGUUAUGGUCAACCACCAGUGUUUACUUAUCAAGCAGGCUGCCAUACUUUGCGACUCCGCUCCAUCAGCUUGCCCCUAUCGCAGGAGGAGGAGGAACUCGCUCAGAGCUGGCCUAAUAGAAACACCGCCUGGCCAAGUGUGCUCUAUAUUCUUCUCAAUGGUCACGAGAUUACGGCCCGACGCAAACUUUACAACGGAAAAGACCUACCCCUAGACCUAUCCACUUAUGUCAAACAAGGCGAGAAUGACUUAGUUAUCAAGCUCCUUCUCGACAAGAACGAAUGCCAAAACAUGCGCUACGCUUUCGCGGUCGAAAUCAUGAAAAUCGAACAAUUUGAGAAGAUCCGGAGCAUGGUGCAAACUAUCACCGCCGAUGAAGUACGCUAUAAGAUUCAACAACGUCUCAACCCAAGCACCGAUGACGAUGACCUAGCUGUUGUCACAGAUAGCCUGACUAUAGGCCUUAUCGACCCUUUCACCGCUCAAGUCUUCAAAGACCCUGCUCGGUCUAUCAACUGCAACCAUCUCGAGUGUUUUGACCUUGACACCUACAUCAAAACCCGAAAAUCCGAGUCUGGCCCAGGUCCGAUGAUGGACAACUGGCGUUGCCCGAUCUGUAGUUCAGAUGCACGGCCUCAUCAACUGGUUCUCGAUGCAUUCCUGGCUGCGAUCCGGGAAGAACUUCGCCGUAACAACCAGCUGGAAACAGCCCAAGCGAUCCAGUACAGCCUGGAUGGCACGUGGACCGUAAAGACUCCCAGUGAAGAGCCAUCUUCCGGGAAAGGAUCCCAGCCGCUGAAAAGAAAAAUAUCUCAAAUUACAGGCUCCCCUACAGCUUCGCCAAACUCUCGCGUCAGAACAGACAAGUCGCCUGCUGCAUCCUCCGAGAUUGAGGUGAUUGAACUGGACUAG
Penicillium chermesinum is the source of this 2991-nucleotide messenger RNA. Its product is annotated as MIZ zinc finger domain protein. NCBI's taxonomy places the organism in Eukaryota, Fungi, Ascomycota, Eurotiomycetes, Eurotiales, Aspergillaceae. The transcript has 3 exons. Gene Ontology annotation, biological process: protein sumoylation. The record is from RefSeq and is a predicted model, not a curated record. Gene Ontology annotation, molecular function: zinc ion binding; SUMO ligase activity. The coding region runs from base 1 to 2991 and encodes 996 amino acids.